AUGAACAUUAUUGAAGCCCAAGAUACUUUUGACUAUGCUGAGUGUGCUACUGGGGUGCACAGGAGGCAUCAGAACCAGUUGCGCCGCGCUGGCCGCCGGGAUUCUGCCGCUCGUUCCUUGUCCACAGAUUUGGUCCGCGGCGGGUUCCAGCCGCGCCUUCCGACUUCGCUGCCGCCCCCAGGGCAGCAGCAGCAGCCGUCGCCGCUACCACGCCGACAGCCCGUCCCGUUGAUGCCUCCCGCGCAGCUUCAUGCGGGAGCGCCCCGGGUGGUCGCUCCGGCGCCUGCGGUCCCUCUUCAGUCGCCACCGCCUUCGGAGCUGAUGGACGUCGACCCCUCAGCCGGGCCGCCUUCCCAAGCGGUGGCUGUGCAGCCUGUACUGCAGCCGCUUUCCUUGGGCACCCCCAAGGAGUCUGACACCGCAGCGCCUUGUCCGGCGCCCACUCAGCAGCCGUCGACACAGCGUCAGGACACGCUGCCUCUCUUCGUGGGUCCCGACGCCCCGUCGCGUCCAGUACCAGAAGCUGCGCCCGUGGUCACAGGCGUGCACCCUGACCUCGGUUUUCACGGCCGGAGCGGGCGUGCGCCAGCGCAGGGAAAGGAGCCUCGUCCGGCGUUACGUCAGAGCGCGGUGGCGGCCGGUCCGGCCGAGAGGCAGGCAGAAGGCCGCCGGGCGGAGGCAGUGCCGCGCAGACAGCACACCGGCGCAGCUGGGGAUCCCUCCGGAGCCGCCGCUUCCUCUCCUCCUGCAGAGCCGCAGCUGCUGCCGGCGGCCGUUCCAGGGCGACUCAGGGCGCGCGUCAGCCACCCACCAGCGUGGGUGUACAGGGGCCGAGGUAACCUCUGGCUGGCAAGCCUUCUCGUUUACCAGCAGUGGACACAAGUAGGCGCCUACUGUCCACAGUCCGGUUCCACAGCUCCGAGAAACUCGACCGGCACCAGAAGAUCUUGUGCCUCUACCUCAUCUGAUGUCCAAGGCCACUGCUGCCGGAUACUCAACUAG
Molecule: messenger RNA, 1002 nt
Organism: Schistocerca nitens (vagrant locust)
Lineage: Eukaryota; Metazoa; Arthropoda; Insecta; Orthoptera; Acrididae
Product: proline-rich protein 2-like
Exons: 3
Coding region: 1-1002 (333 amino acids)
Source: RefSeq, a predicted model, not a curated record